This is a messenger RNA of Peromyscus leucopus (white-footed mouse), 1807 nucleotides long. RefSeq names its product UDP-glucuronosyltransferase 3A2-like. The transcript is spliced from 7 exons. NCBI's taxonomy places the organism in Eukaryota, Metazoa, Chordata, Mammalia, Rodentia, Cricetidae. The record is from RefSeq and is a predicted model, not a curated record. Bases 131 to 1699 code for a protein of 522 amino acids. Gene Ontology annotation, molecular function: UDP-glycosyltransferase activity.
AGAGUAAAAUCUCAUUUUACCUCAGUUCAAGGCCACAGCCAGUGCUUUGUGACAGAGGCUCACAGGGUCCCUUAGUGGCACACAGUUCUCAAGCUGUGCAUCCUGUGCCUGUGCUCCACUUGAUUUACAGAUGGCUGAGCAUCGGAUUGGGAUUCUAGUGAGCUUAUUUCUCCUUGAGGUUCUUCUCUUGGAUGCUGCAAAAAUCCUGACUUUAUCUACAGUUGGUGGAAGCCACUAUGUGGUGAUAAACCAUGUGUCACAAAUUCUUCAAGACCAUGGACAUAAUGUGACUAAUCUGCUUAACGAAAAGCUUAUUAUCCCAGAAUUUAAAGUGGAGAAAACAUCAUACCAGGUUAUCAACUGGCAUCUAUCUGAAGAUAAGCAAAAAGAAAUUGGUAAUAGAAGACAACUCCUUGUAGAAGAAUUAGUUCAUUACAGGUCUAACCAUCACACCAAUAUAAAGAUCUUUGGAUAUUUUGUGGACUUAUGCAGUCACUUAUUAAGCAGAAAGGACAUCAUGGACUCCUUAAGAAAGAAGAAAUUUGACUUACUCUUUUUAGAUGCAACAGAUCCUUGUGUUUUCUUGAUCGCUGAGAAACUUGGGAAACAAUUUGUGGCUUUUCUUCCCGUGGUAUUUAGCAUUAUAGACUAUGGGGUACCACACCCUUUGUCUUUUGUCCCAGGAUUUGGUUCCAGUUUAACUCACCAACUGUACUUCUGGGCCAGAGUGAAGAACUUCCUGAUGUUCCUUGAUUCAUCCAUGAAGCAAAGAGAAAUACUUUCUCAAUAUGACGGCAUCAUCCAGGAGCAUUUUGCAGAAGGCUCUCAGCCAGUUUUGUCUGAACUCCCAUGGAAAGCAGAGCUGUGGUUUGUCAGCUCUGACUUUGCCUUGGAUUUUGCUCAUCCCAUGUUUCCCAACAUCAUCUAUGUGGGAGGCUUAACGGACAAACCUGUUAAACCAAUACCUCCAGAUUUGGAAGAUUUUAUCAUUAAGUUUGGAAAUUCAGGUUUUGUUCUUGUGGCACUGGGCUCCACAGCAUUCCUGUAUCAGACCAAAGAACUUAUUAAGGAGAUGAACAGUGCCUUUGCUCGCCUCCCUCAAGGAGUGCUGUGGACAUGUAAGGACACUCAUUGGCCUAAAGAUGUCAGAAUGGCUCCAAAUGUCAAAAUCAUGGAUUGGCUUCCGCAGACUGAGCUCCUGGCUUAUCCUAAAAUUCGUCUUUUUGUCACUCACGGGGGAAUGAAUAGCAUAAUGGAGGCCAUCCAGCAUGGAGUACCCAUGGUGGGGAUUCCCUUUUUUGGAGACCAGGCUAAAAACUUGGUUGUAGUAGAAGCAAAGAAAGUUGGUGUUUCUGUUCAUCUAGAGACACUCAAGGCAGAGACAUUUGCACGUACACUAAAAGAAGUCAUAGAAGACAAGAGGUUCAAGUCUGCAGCCAUGGCUGCCAGGGCCAUCAGGCGCUCUCACCCCCUGACACCUUCCCAGCGUCUGGUGGGCUGGAUUGACCACAUCCUACAAACAGGGGGAGGAGCACAUCUCAAGCCCCAUGGCUUUCAACAGCCAUGGCAUGUGCAGAACCUGCUGGAUGUCCUAGUGUUCCUGUUGGGGCUCACUCUGGGCACCUUGUGGCUGUUGAAGAAAAUGCUGGACUUGUGGCUCAGGUUCCAGGGUGUGGUCAGGAAGGAAAAGAAGUCCUAAUGUUAGGGUUGACCUGGGGGAGGAUGUUCAGAACUCUGGCUUUUUACAGGCCUGCCCCUUGCCUAAGACAAGGAACUCCCAGGGUUCUCCUCUUUCCCUCUUCCUGCU